Messenger RNA from Amphibalanus amphitrite, 1542 nucleotides. RefSeq names its product diuretic hormone receptor-like. Gene Ontology annotation, cellular component: plasma membrane. Lineage: Eukaryota; Metazoa; Arthropoda; Thecostraca; Balanomorpha; Balanidae. The transcript is spliced from 10 exons. The coding region runs from base 8 to 1531 and encodes 507 amino acids. The record is from RefSeq and is a predicted model, not a curated record. Gene Ontology annotation, biological process: adenylate cyclase-modulating G protein-coupled receptor signaling pathway; cell surface receptor signaling pathway. Gene Ontology annotation, molecular function: G protein-coupled peptide receptor activity; diuretic hormone receptor activity; peptide hormone binding.
GUGAGGGAUGGCUCUCACCCGGGGCGUCCCCCGGCCGCUGCCUCUGCCGCUGCUGCUCGUCUGUCUGCUGGUUCCUCAGCUGGCGACUCUCGCCGCCGCUCAGUCACCUGCAGAGUCCUCCCGCGGUCAGAUUCUGAGCACCAGUGAGCGGCAGCGGCUGUGUGAGGACUCGGAGGACGGGUCCUCCCGGAGCCGCCGGAGCUCCGAGUGGUCGCGGGAGCAGCAGGUGGCCGCCGGAGCCGCCGAGGAGGGGUCGGUCGGCCCCGGAGGGUGCCCCAGGACCUGGGACGGCGCGCUCUGCUGGCCACCCACCGGCGCCGGCACCAACCGCAGCGUGGCCUGCUUCCACGAGUUCCGCGGCGUGCUCUACGACACGAGUGGACGGGCGAGCAGGAUGUGUCUGUCGGACGGCGUGUGGGCGUCAUCCGCCGACUACUCUGCCUGCCGCCCGCUGCUGCUGCAGGCCCACCCGUGCAGCCCCGGCCCCCCGCCGCCGUCCAGCGCCAGUGUUGAGGCCGCUUCUGCCAUCUACCUGACGGGCUACUCGGCUAGCCUGGUGGCCCUUGUGGCCGCCGUCGCCAUCUUCCGACACUUCAAGGAGUUACGUUGUCCAAGGAAUACCAUCCACACGAAUCUGUUCGUGGCGUGCAUGGUCAAUGACGCACUGUGGAUCACCGUCAUGACCAUUGAGAUGGCAAUGGCAGGCACGACGCCGACCUCGUGCGGUCUCGUCAUCCUGCUGCACUUUUUUCACGUGGCCACUUUCUUCUGGAUGUUUGUGGAAGGCCUCAAUCUAUACAUGAUGGUGGUACAGACCUUCAUGGUGGAUAGAGUAAGAGCUUACCUCUAUCCACUAAUCGGAUGGGGAGCGCCUUUUCUGGUGGUGGCCACUUGGAGCGUCGUAAAGUCCUACACGUCCGGGGAACAGGUGUCAGAGGAGGGCUAUCUCUCGCUGCACAACCUGUGCGUGUCCGCCGAGGGUAACUACUCGUUUGUGCGCGGUCUGGAGCCGCCGCUGGACCAGGCGUUCCUGUCGCAGUGUCCGUGGCUGGAGGAUAGUGAGUGGGACUGGAUCCACAUCGCGCCCUCCCUGAUGGUGCUCGCCUGCAAUGUCGUCUUCCUCGUCAAAAUAAUGUGUGUUCUGAUCACCAAGUUACGCUCCACUAAUUCCUCGGAGGCGCAGCAAUACAAGAAGGCGACCAAGGCGCUGUUGGUGCUGCUGCCGCUGCUUGGCGUCACCUACAUCCUGGUGCUGGUGGCACCGAGCACCAAACACGUCAUCUACUACAUCCAGACGGUGCUGGUCUCCGUACAGGGUCUGAUCGUGUCACUGCUGUACUGUUUCUGCAAUACGGAAGUACAGUCCACGCUCAAGAAGCACUGGUACCGCUGGCGAGGUCGAGCCUACCUGCGUCCAGCCGACAUGCAGCGUACCAGACCGGGAGCACUCACCAGCCGUUUGAAAGCAGCCGGCGAUACCUCGGCGACGGACCUCACCUACACGACAGCGAUGGACAGCGACGCCGUAUAGCUCCGGCGGAG